Dromiciops gliroides (monito del monte) is the source of this 1815-nucleotide messenger RNA. RefSeq names its product ribose 5-phosphate isomerase A (gene RPIA). The record is from RefSeq and is a predicted model, not a curated record. The transcript has 9 exons. Gene Ontology annotation, molecular function: ribose-5-phosphate isomerase activity. NCBI's taxonomy places the organism in Eukaryota, Metazoa, Chordata, Mammalia, Microbiotheria, Microbiotheriidae. Gene Ontology annotation, biological process: D-ribose metabolic process; pentose-phosphate shunt, non-oxidative branch. Gene Ontology annotation, cellular component: intracellular membrane-bounded organelle. The coding region runs from base 1 to 990 and encodes 329 amino acids.
AUGCAGCGCCCGGGGCCUUUCAGCACGCUUUACGGGCGGGUCCUGGCCCCACUGCCCGGGCGGGCCGGGGCCGGGGGCGGGGCCUCGUCAGGGGGCGGGGGGAGCUGGCGGGCGGGAGAGCCGCACGUGCAGCCGCCCCAGCGCGAGCCCUCGGGCGGUGGGAGCGGACAUAUAGUGGCUUCGGCCGCGGCCCCGGCGCGCGCUCCGCCCGCUCCCGCUCCCGCUCCGGCGCUCGCGCCCGCGCCCCCGCUCCCGCCGGCACCCACUGCCCGGACCAUGUCCAAGACCGAGGAAGCUAAGCGGCUGGCCGGCCGCACGGCCGUGGAGAACCACGUGAGGAAUAAUCAAGUGCUGGGGAUCGGCAGUGGCUCUACCAUCGUCCAUGCUGUACAGAGGAUAGCUGAAAGAGUAAAACAAGAAAACCUGAGCGUUGUCUGUAUUCCUACGUCCUUUCAGGCCCGGCAGCUAAUACUUCAGAACGGCUUACCCCUCAGUGACCUGGACCGACACCCAGAGCUUGACCUUGCUAUUGACGGUGCUGAUGAAGUAGAUGCUGACCUGAAUCUCAUCAAAGGUGGCGGAGGCUGCCUGACACAGGAGAAGAUUGUAGCCGGCUAUGCCAAAUGUUUCAUCGUUAUUGCUGAUUAUAGGAAGGAUUCAAAGAACCUUGGUGACCACUGGGUGAAGGGAAUUCCCAUUGAAGUCAUCCCGAUGGCGUACGUGCCUGUGACCAGGGCCCUGUCCCGGAUGUUUGGCGGAGUGGCUGAGCUGCGCAUGGCUGAGCGCAAGGCAGGCCCUGUGGUGACGGACAAUGGAAACUUUCUGCUGGACUGGAAGUUUGACCGCGUGCACAAAUGGAGUGAAGUGAACACGGCGAUCAAAAUGAUACCAGGAGUGGUGGACACAGGUCUCUUUAUCAACAUGGCCGAAAGAGUCUACUUUGGCAUGGAAGAUGGCUCGGUCACCGUGAGGGAGAGGCCGUCUCACUGACCGAGGCCCCGCCGGUCGCCGAGGCAGAGAAGCCUUUGCCUUAACGUUCUUGCCCCGGGACGGCCGGUUGGAGCAUGGGGGUCUCCUGAAAUGUUGCCGAAUGCCCGUUCUUUUUUUUUUUUUAAGGAAAUAGAGAAGCAUAUAUAUUUUUUCUAUCUAAAAAUACUCACUUUUUUAAAGAAAAGAAAAAAAAAACUUUGAUUUCAUGUUUUAUAUGAAAUACUACCAAAAAAAAAAAACAACAACCCAGUUUUUUGAGUCCUUGACUUGAGGCUGCUGAUUUCUUAAGUUUCUGAGUGUUUAGUUUGCUGGGGAAUCCCAAAAUGUGAGCCACUGUGCCAGCCCAGUCCUUAAAGGGCCGGGCCAGCAGCCCCUGAUGCCUUACUGGAACCAUUGACGGUCUUUACGCCUUCAUUCUUGGUUUGUUGGUUUGCUUUUGAGUUUACAUUUUAAUAGCUCUCAGUGCAGUUACACUUUUAGAUCAAGUGUGUGUGGAGCCGAGUGAAAGCCUUGGCAGUGACCUUCAUGGACGAGCUAUUUUGAUCUCCGUACUCAUCACCCCUCGGCCAAGGUCAAGCCACUCCCCCAGACUGGGAAGCACAGGAGCCCUUGGCCUCCCUCACCAGGAAGGAGUUUGCCAGCACAACUCUCAUACUGCUGGGAGGUACCUCUAGUCAGGGGGAUUUGUUUUCUGUUGUUGACCUUUUUUUUUGGAUUCUUUGUUUGCCUUGCUCACCCUACAGUUUGUUGCUUGCACAGUUGGGCAUCAGAUGUCUCCUUUGCGUUCUGUGUGUUGAAAUAAAACAACUCAGUGCCACUUCAGUC